GAGGGAGGGAAGGGAAAGAGGCCAAAUUUAUCCUUAUAUCAGGAACCCACUACCUCAGAAACUAACCAGUUCCCCCUAAUAAUGGCAUUAAUCCAUCCAUGAGGGGAGAGCCCUCAUAAUUUAAUCACCUCCCAACACUUUUGCAUUGCAGAUUAAGUUUCCAAAACGUGAACUUUGGGUACACAUUCAGACUGGAUUGUGAGCACAAACUGGUGCCAUGGCACAGCUCCAGCCCAAAGGCAGUCUGGAGGUAGAAUUUCCUUUUCCUCAGGGGACCUGUCUUUUUCAACUUAAGGCUUUCAACGGAUUGGGUAGGGCCCACCCACAUGAAGGGUAAUAAUCUUUAUUCCAAGUCUACUGAUUUAAAUGUUAAUCUCAUAUAAAAAAUACAUUCACAGUGAUAUUUAAACUGGUAUUUGACCAAACAUCUGGGUACCAUGUUGGUACAUAAAAUUAACCAUCCAAGUAGAAAGGCCUGGAACAGAGCGCUCAUUGCCCUCAGAAGGAACCAACCUGCAGAGAACUUGGACCUCAGAUUUGUAACCUCCAAAACCAUGAGACAACAAAAAUUUUCAAGCCACCCAGUCUAUGGUACUUUCUUACAAGCUAAUACAUUGGCCUAAAGACCUCCGGUAGGGAGUCAAGCCUAGAGGUAAGGAACCUCCACAGGAUUCACUAACUUCCUACCAGUCCCCUUUAAUGCAAUGGCUGCACAUCUCUGGCUCCCUGAGUUCAGUGCACAUUAGCAAAGUGAUGCAUAUGCAAAGCAAAGCGCAUGGCACUGUGCCAAAAGACUGGCUUCUCAUCCUGCUGUGCUUUAUUUCACAAUGCACAUAGAGAUGAUUCUCGCUCCUUUCACAUAGGUGUAGUCUUCUCUCUAGCUUAGAUGGAGCAGGAUCAAGGACAGCAGUACAGAGGAGAAGAGCUAGUUCACAGCCAAUUACUAACAUGAAUGUGCACAAAGAGAGGGGAGGAUGAAAGCAUGUUUGCCUCCUUGCUCAGCAUCACUGAGGACCAUGAUGUGGGUUUUAUAUCUUACAUUCUUCUUGGAAAGAUGGUAUGAAGAAAUAAAUUUCAGAUGUGUAAGGGAAAUGUGUCUUUAGUGCCUGCCCCUCAACUUCUACGUUUGUGCCUUUUGCCACCCCUUCCCACCUACCCCAACCCCCACCACUACCCCAGCAUGGCCAUACUGCUGAGAGCCCCGCUUUUGGCAAGAGAAGGCAGAAUCUGAGGUGGCAAAAACACCCUGCUGUAAACUGGUUUGUUCUGUGUUUCUCUUACCCAUACUAUGUGCAUUUCAAGAGGCUCCUAAGGGAGAAAUUACAUACCUGGAAGGUACAGUUCAAGUCUUGGUCAUCUUUGCAUCAUAGCACCCACCACUGUGCUUGGAGCAAAAGAAAUGACAAUACAUUUUGAAAUGAAAGUGCUAACUGGCAGAAUCCCAGCCCUGUGAGACUAGAUGAGGUUCAUACUCAGUGAGGGUCCUCUUUUAGAUCAGGCAGGAUUUGGGGGGUCCUUUGGAUCUUUUAGAUAGGGGUAUGAGACCCUCCUCUCAAAGGAGAAAUAUUUAAAAGUGUUUUAAAAGUAUAGACAUCCCUACAAAUGGGUGAUGACGUUUGAGAAAAGGAAAGACCCCUAGUACUGUCUCAGAGCAUGCUGGCAGUCAUGGCACAGUUCUUAGUUCUUGAAAUUAGGACCAACAUCUUUGUCACCAAGGGAGCCUACUCAGGUCAGUUGACUAGUACUCCCAGCACCCAUUUUGAAUGAGGCACUGUGUCCCUAAGAGAUGCAGCUCUGACCAAGGCAGACACAGUCCCUGCUACCGUGGAGCUUAGAUACUGGAGAGGAUGCAGUCAUAAAGUACAUUCCUGGUCAGGUAUUAAUUCCACUGUGAUAAGCACUGUGACCACAAAGCAGUUCUGGGCUGACCUGGUGAGCACGUGGUUGGGGGAGCUUAGAGGAAGUGACGCUGGUGUCAGUCAUCUGAAGUGGGGGUGGGGAUUCACCAGGCACAGAUGGAGGGAGAGUCCAGGAAAGGAAGGGCAUCUGCACAGGCCAGAGGGAAAGGCAGGAGUUGGAAGAACUAAAGUCCAUGUGGCUGGUGGGCGGGCAGAAGCGCGAAGUGAAUGUGAGGGAAAGCAAGUGGGUCUGUCAUCUUGGGGUGACCAAUGAGUUUGAGGAACAAGAGUGGAUAAUUGACUCCCAUUUGCCCUCCCUUCCACCUCAGGGUUAUUGGGUUCCUGCAAGUUAUCUGGGAACUGAUCAAAGUUUCAGGGUAAAGAUGGUGGUGAUGAACACCCUGAGGGUCACUCGUCCUGUGUCCCCAUAUGUAUUGCUGUGGAGAAGCUUCCAGAUUCCAAGGCCCAGGCCAUCCUGCAGCCUCUGUACUUGUACUUACAAAAUCCAGAAAUAAGCCUUGCAUCCACUCUGGGAGAGCGUGGACCUCGUUCCUGGGGGCGAUCGACAGUCAUUCAUCAACAUUCGGUGGAGGGACAGUGUUUAUGAUCCCGGCUUAAAACCACUUACCAUCUCUUAUGACCCAGCCACCUGCCUCCACGUCUGGAAUAAUGGGUACUCUUUCCUCGUGGAAUUUGAAGAUUCUACAGAUAAAUCAGCUGCACUUAGUACAUUGGAACGCAGUCAAAUUUGAAAACUUUGAGGAUGCAGCACUGGAAGAAAAUGGUUUGGCUGUGAUAGGAGUAUUUUUAAAGAUUUCGGAAACUUCUGACAGCCCAGUGUCUACUGGAAGGCCCAAGUGCUUCCUGGGCUGGCCCUGGGCCAGAAAGCUGCACCCCGCCCAGAAGCACUGGGCUUUGCAGUCCAGGCCCUUCCUCAGCUCCCAGGUCCAGGAGAACUGCAAGGUCACCUACUUCCACAGGAAGCGUUGGGUCUGCAUCCGACCCCUCCCCACCACUCCCCCAAGCUGGGACUGUGCCCGUAUCUGCAUCCAGAGAGAGAUGGUCCCUGCCCGCAUCCGCGUCCUAAGACAGAUGGUCCUCGAGGCCUGGAGGUGCUUUCCCAACAGGCUGCCGCUGCUGAGCGACAUCAGGCCUGAUUUCUCCAAGGCUCGCCUGGCCUACAUGAAGUGGUGGCUUUGGAGUGCCCGCCACCCCCACAGCCUGUCCGCAGCCUGGUAACCAUGAAAAUUGCCCCGCCAGAGAGCAGAGGGAGCCCGACGCCCAGGCCAUCUGCCUUCAGGUCUGUGAUGAGAAACGGAGUGGCCUGUUCCGUUGUGCCCAGGUCUAGGCCGCUGAGCAGAGCCCCCACUCCCAGGCAGCGUUGUCUCAAUCCUUCCUGGCGGCCGCCUGCUGCCCUGACACCUCAGGCUUGCCUGUACUUGGAAGGAGCCUCGCCGGGGGGGCCAUGAGCCUCUGAGCACACACAGCCUGCUGCCCAGCUCCAAGAAUCAGGCCCUGCCACCACCUCCUGAGCCUCCAGCCCUCAGCAACUUUACCCUACUGACCACAGUUCCACCCCCACACCAGCCACCGGCCCCACUGGGGCACUUCCCACUGCUCCAGCCGACCACUCAGUGAGCCCCAGGUGGGUCCACCUCUCCUCUCCCUUAAAACCCUUCCCUUUCCCUUGCCCAUUCACUCCUGCCUUCUCCCUGGGGACAGAAGGCCUGCUUCUCCCCAGUUUCCGCAAUAAAAUAUUUGUUGUUAAUAA
Molecule: messenger RNA, 3669 nt
Organism: Pongo pygmaeus (Bornean orangutan)
Lineage: Eukaryota; Metazoa; Chordata; Mammalia; Primates; Hominidae
Product: putative inactive carbonic anhydrase 5B-like protein
Source: RefSeq, a predicted model, not a curated record